Malaya genurostris is the source of this 1386-nucleotide messenger RNA. Its product is annotated as homocysteine S-methyltransferase-like. The record is from RefSeq and is a predicted model, not a curated record. NCBI's taxonomy places the organism in Eukaryota, Metazoa, Arthropoda, Insecta, Diptera, Culicidae. The transcript has 4 exons. Gene Ontology annotation, biological process: S-methylmethionine cycle. Gene Ontology annotation, molecular function: S-adenosylmethionine-homocysteine S-methyltransferase activity; zinc ion binding. The coding region runs from base 255 to 1229 and encodes 324 amino acids.
GUACGCUUAACAGUCAUAGUAGCCCCCCGUGUACGACCAGAGAUGGGUUUUGUUUAUUUCCUUUUCGACCGUCAAAGUGAUUGAGCUUAGUGAAGUGAUAAGAAAUGGAAACUGCUGUCGAUAGUUUUGUGUACUUGUUUGUCUACAUUCAGAAUUAAUAUAGUUGUUAUUUGCGUUGGUGCUGUUGUGAUUUCCAAUCCGGACGGUAGACAGAAUUGUGUUUUUAUUCGUAACAGAACGUUGCUCAUAGCGAGAUGGAAAAAGUAACAGUGCUAGACGGUGGGUUUGCCACCCAGCUUUCCGUUCACGUCGGAACACACAUUGACGGAGAUCCAUUGUGGAGUGCUCGAUUCAACGCCACCAAUCCAAAUGCUGUGUUCAAAACCCACCUGGACUUCCUGGAGGCGGGAGCCGAAUGUAUUAUGACCAACACGUAUCAAGCCAGUAUCGAGGGCUACAUGGAGUAUUUGGAUCUGAGUGAAGAGGCCAGUCUACAGUUAAUAAAAUCGACAGUUAAGCUGGCUCAAAUGGCAAGGACCAAAUAUCUGGCAGAAAACGACGACGUUCGACGGGUUCCGCUCGUUGUGGCGUCGGUUGGACCAUAUGGAGCACAUUUACACGAUGGAUCGGAAUACACCGGGGAAUAUGCGGACUAUGUUUCCCCCGAUACCAUUCAGAAGUGGCACAGAAAUCGGAUAGAUGCCUGCUUGGAGGCAGGAGUGGACGUGAUCGGAAUCGAAACGAUCCCCUGUAAGGUAGAAGCCGACGCAAUGCUCGAGAUGAUGUGUGAGGAGUAUCCCCUAGUCAAAUUCUGGAUCUCGUUCCAAUGCCGAGAUAGUGCACGCAUAGCACACGGAGAAAAUUUCGCCGAAACGGCCGCCUACAUUUGGACCAAAGCCAAACGGCUUGGAGCCGACAAUUUGAUUGCCGUUGGUGUUAAUUGUGUCAAUCCGCAGUUUGUGACGCCACUGUUCAAAUCGGUGAAUGAGAAACGAUUAGCAAAAGAUCGAAUUCCUCUGAUCGUGUAUCCCAACUCUGGGGAAGUUUACAGCGUUGAAACGGGUUGGCAAGGAAAAGAAGACUGCGUACCGUUGGAAUACUACGUGCCUCAGUGGAUUGAGCUCGGGGCACGAUUCAUCGGUGGGUGCUGUCGAACCUAUGCACGUGAUAUCAAGCGUAUUAAGCAAACAGUGAUAUCUCUACAAGCCGGUUCAUUGAAGCAAUUGUGAUUAGUGCAUAAUAAUUUCAUCAUAUUAACGAUUUCUUGUUGUCUGUGACAGUGAAGAAUAACCACCACCUUUUUUAAUCAAAUGUAUUUGAAAUGAAUAUUAACGAACGAUUAUGUAAUAAAGCUUAAGUAUAUCAAAUAAUACGAAAUAGAUAGAA